Phyllopteryx taeniolatus (common seadragon) is the source of this 7611-nucleotide messenger RNA. RefSeq names its product patatin-like phospholipase domain containing 7b (gene pnpla7b). Gene Ontology annotation, biological process: lipid metabolic process. Lineage: Eukaryota; Metazoa; Chordata; Actinopteri; Syngnathiformes; Syngnathidae. Bases 729 to 4703 code for a protein of 1324 amino acids. Gene Ontology annotation, cellular component: endoplasmic reticulum. The record is from RefSeq and is a predicted model, not a curated record. The transcript is spliced from 35 exons. Gene Ontology annotation, molecular function: phosphatidylcholine lysophospholipase A1 activity.
AAAUCACUUCUGCAUCUCUGUGGAAUUCCUCCACGCAUUUCUUACAAACACGCGGGCACGUGUCGUUUGAACAUUUCGUUGUCUGACAAAUAGUUUUUCGUGCAAUUUUGUAGCGCUUCCAGAGGUGGAGGCCGCAGUGAGUAAACCUGUGGCAUAUUGGCAGUGCUUGAAAUGAGAGGGGUACUAGUUGGCUUAUUUCCAAGCUGAGUUAUGUCCCGCUUGCUAUGCGCAACUAAUAACUUCAUUGAAUAUUUUACUUGAGUUCUUAAAAGUUAUUUGUGGCAUUAAAAAGUACACAAUAUGUGCACAUAGCACAUUUAAAGUGUGAAUUAUGCACUUAAUUGAACUCAAUUGGAAAUCUUUUUUUGAUUCACUGAAGUCUAUUUCGAAUUGAAUAUCACGGAAUAUAAUAGCAAUGUAGUAGCACAAAACACGCUGUUAAAUGCAAAGGACACAUGACAUGAAAUCAUUAUAAUAAAGAUGAUUUUCUUCUCUUAUCUUCGAUACAAAAAUACACCAUACGUUUUGAAUCGGACUUCAACGCCAAAGGAUAUGAACAAAAGAUGCACAAUAUUUGUUAUUAAAUUGCGCCUGGCCUUUGUACAAUUUGGGAGUGGUGACGGCUCAUAGGUCAGACGACAGCAGGGUGUGAGUGUUUUUGAAGGAUCUGGUGACUGGACUUAUAUAAUGGGGGUUGCCUUGUGCUGUUGUCUGAACUUCAGUCAGACAUGGAAAAUGAAAAUGACCACAAGAGUUGCAGUGUACCUCCGAGACUGGCUCCUUUUGGAAGUGAGCUCACGGCCAAGAUGCAGCAGAUUAUAGAAGAACGGACACAAGUCAACAUGUGGACGGCUAUUCUCAUUGGAGCUGUGACAGUUGUUUCCCUUGUGGGCGGUGUCGUGUUCCUUCUGUACAGAAGAUACAGGCUGUCAAAGGAGGAGGCGGGUGUCCCGCAUUAUCGCUUUCGAAAAAGAGAUAAAGUUCUGUUCUACGGCCGAAAGAUCAUGAGAAAGGUCCAGACGCUGUCCUCUCCCACCACCUCCCCCAACUCUGCUUCCCGGCAGAGGGUGCGGAAAAGGACCAAAGUCCUGUCUAUUGCUCGCAAGAUCCUCCAAAUCCAGAGGGAGCCCCCCUCCUUGCAGCCUAAAGAACCCCCUCCCUGUCUGCUGGAGGCAGACUUGACAGAAUUUGAUGUGCAGAACUCCCACCUACCAUCUGAGGUGCUGUACAUGCUUAAAAAUGUCAGGGUGCUCGGACACUUUGAGAAGCCUCUCUUCCUCGAGCUUUGUCGUCACAUGGUGCUGAUCCAGCUGCAUCAGGGAGAGGCUCUGUUCCGUCCAGGUGAUACAGAUGACAGUAUUUACGUUGUUCAAGAUGGCCGCCUAGAGCUGUGCAUCCGUGAGAGUGACGGUACAGAUGCUUUGGUAAAGGAGGUUUUACAAGGAGACAGUGUCCACAGUUUGCUCAGUAUCUUAGACAUCAUCACUGGCUACCCAGCGCCAUACAAGACGGUAACUGCUCGGGCUGCUGUCCCCUCCACUGUGCUGCGUCUUCCAGCAGCAGCAUUUCAGUCAGUCUUUGACAAAUAUCCUGAAACUCUGGUCCGUGUCAUUCAGAUCAUCAUGGUGCGUCUCCAGAGAGUGACCUUCCUUGCCUUACACAACUAUCUUGGCCUAACAACCGAGCUCUUCAACAUGGAUAGUCAAGCCAUCUCCUUGCUGUCAGUGGCUCAUGUUUUAGGAGAGAUUCAUCCGCACAGAGGUCUCCGCAGGCACCCUUCCCACUCUGAUGAGUUAGGGUCUGAAAAGGCAGACCCAGAAAAGACCAGCCUUUCUGAAAAUUCAAGCUCAAAAUACAAGAAAUCUUGCUUACCGUCCACACCAAUCGCUGUUACAGGUGAAAUGUCAAUGGAUCUCAACAGACUUCCGGAACGGGCUAGAAGUGCUCCUGAGGAGGCUGUGCUCGCUGGUCUUGAAAAGUCUAUUUUAAAGAAGACUGUGACACUGCAGCGGAGUCCUUCUGCAGUUUACCAUAACAGUGAGGCUGCUGCAGGAAAUGACCACCAUAAUAAAGUCAAUGCCAUUUUCCAAGCUGCCAAAAAGGACCUGCUGCAGGUCAUCCAACUCCAGGAUCCCAGUCUACUGGAGGGUAGGGUGACGUUUCGCCAGGUCAAAGCCAAUUCAGUCGUGGCCCAUCAAGGAGACCAGGAUGUGAGUGUGGCAUUUGUCAUCUCGGGUCUACUCCACGUUUACCAGCGCAUGAUUGACCGUGAGGAGGAGACACUGCUUUUUGUGACCCACCCAGGAGAGAUGGUGGGACACCUAGCUGUGCUCACAGGAGAACCUCUUAUCUUCACCACACGUGCCCACAAAGACUGCACCUUCCUCUCCAUAUCAAAGGCUCACUUUUAUGAAAUAAUGCGCAAGGAGCCCAGAAUGGUGUUGAAUGUAGCUCACACUGUUGUGAGGAGGGUGUCACCCUUUGUCAGGCAGAUUGACUUCGCCUUGGACUGGAUGGCUUUGGAGGCUGGCCGUGCUGUAUAUAGACAGGGAGACAAGUCCGAUAGCACCUUUAUUGUCCUCAGUGGCCGCCUGCGCUCUGUCAUUGCAAAGGAUGAUGGGAAGAAGGAACUUGCAGGAGAGUAUGGUCGCGGGGACCUAAUUGGCGUGGUUGAGGCCUUGACCCACAUGAACCGAGCCACCACGGUCCACGCUGUGAGGGACUCUGAGCUGGCCAAAUUGCCUGAAGGAGCUCUCAACUCAAUUAAAAGGAGGUAUCCUCAAGUCGUCACAAGGCUGAUUCAUUUGCUGGGACAGAAGAUCUUGGGCAAUAUGCAGCAGGUCAAUGGACCUUUGACUGCUCGAAGUCUGGCCCUCCACACCCCCAACAAUAAGUGGGAUGCUGGGAAUCCUGUCUCCAACCUGUCCACUGUGGCUAUUCUGCCUGUGUCUGAUGAGAUUCCUCUCAUGGCCUUCACCUUGGAGCUGCAACAUGCACUGAGUGGUAUCGGGCCGACACUACUCCUGACAAGUGACAUCAUUAAACAGCGCCUGGGCUCCUCUGCUUUGGACAGUGUCCACGAGUACCGUCUGUCCAGCUGGCUCGGCCAGCAGGAAGACAUCCACCGCAUUGUCCUCUAUCAAUCUGACUGCGGUCUUACUCCGUGGACGCAGCGCUGCAUCCGCCAGGCUGAUUGCAUCAUUAUUGUGGGGCUAGGUGAACAGGAGCCCACAGUGGGAGAGUUGGAACGAAUGUUGGAGAGCAGUGCUGUUCGAGCCCAGAAACAAUUAGUGUUGCUGCACAGGGAGGAUGGUCCUCCACCCAAAGGCACAGCUGAGUGGCUGAACAUGCGGAGUUGGAUCACCAGACACCAUCACUUGUCCUGUCCUCGCAGAGUGUUCUCUCGGAGGAGUUUGCCUAAAUUGAGAGAACUGUACCAACGUGUGUUUGAAAAGUGUCCAGAUCGUCACUCUGACUUCUCCCGCCUGGCCAGGAUUCUAACAGGAAACAGCAUCGCCGUUGUACUAGGUGGUGGAGGUGCCAGGGGUUGCUCCCAGGUUGGCAUCAUUCGGGCACUGAAUGAGGCAGGGAUCCCCGUGGACAUUGUGGGUGGUACCUCCAUCGGGUCCUUCAUGGGAGCACUGUAUGCUGAGGAGAAAAGCAGCAGUCGAAUGAGGGUCCGGGCUCGUGAAUGGGCCAUGGAUAUGACAUCUCUCUUUAAGAAGAUUGUGGAUCUAACCUACCCUGUCACUUCCAUGUUUUCUGGGGCUUCCUUUAACUCUGGCAUUAGCUCUGUUUUCAAAGGCAAACAGAUAGAGGACCUGUGGCUGCCAUACUUCAACAUUACAACAGAUAUCACAGCUUCCUCCAUGAGAGUUCACACUGAUGGUUCACUGUGGCGUUAUGUCCGAGCCAGUAUGUCACUGUCUGGUUACCUUCCCCCUCUCUGUGAUCCUAAAGAUGGACACCUGCUGAUGGAUGGGGGUUACAUUAACAAUCUCCCUGCUGACGUGGCUCGCUCCAUGGGGGCCAAAGUUGUGAUUGCUAUCGAUGUUGGAAGUCGUGAUGAAACCAACUUGACCAACUAUGGUGACUCCCUGAAUGGGUGGUGGCUUCUGUGGAAGCGAUUCAACCCGCUAGCUGAGAAAGUCAAGGUCCUUAAUAUGGCAGAGAUCCAAACCAGGCUUGCUUAUGUUUGUUGUGUCCGACAACUCGAAUUGGUUAAAGACAGUGAGUACUGUGAGUACAUCCGGCCUCCCAUCGACCGCUACGGCACACUAGAGUUUGGCAAGUUUGAUGAAAUUUCUGAGGUGGGAUACCAGCAUGGGAAGACACUGUUUGAUGUUUGGCGGCGCAGUAGUGUGGUGGACAGCAUGCUUAAAGACAGACAUCAGGAGGAGUUCCACAGGACCAAAAGUAGUCAUAUGGUCACAUGUCCAAAUGCCUCCUUCACUGACCUGGCGGAGAUUGUGUCACGGAUUGAGCCUGUCAAGACUUCAUUAAUUGAAGGGGAACUAUCCGAAGAAUAUCAGACAGACUACGAUGAGGAGGCUUUGGAAAGCCCUCUGUCUGACUUAGAAACAUUCAUGCCUGGUGGCGAACCCACAGAGGGGGAGGAGACCGUCGACACUGCUGAAACGGAUGAUGAACUCCAAGUCAGAAUGCGACACAGGGUGACUCAUUCACAAGAAAGUCGGCUCUAACGUUCACCAAAACGUCAAAAGUGCCCGUCAGUACUGCUGCUCAUGAUCCACAAUACAUUUUCAGGAUAGCACAGUAUUUCUUCAAGGAACUUCACCCCACUUUCAUUACUGACACACUGAUGAUCUUCAAAUGACCGUCCGUCUUCACUAACUGUAAGAGAAUAGAUUGACUGAAUGGCACAUUUUAUGACUGCAAAUGCUCCCUUGAGCACAGUUUUGAUUGCGGACGGAAACUAACCAGACUCUGUUUGCUGUUAUAUUUUUAUUUCUUUGUUCAAAUGUUAGUCGACAACUAUGAUUUGAAUUGAUCAUUGAACUCUUAGCAUGCCAUCCAGCUGUUAUGGUAAGCCUGGUCGUAAUACAAUACUAUGUAUCGAGUAUGAUAGGGAGUGUCACUUUUUGGAAAUAUUUCACACAUACCUCUGACUCAUGAAGUGCAUUUCACAGUGUUAUGGAAGAAAACUAUUGUGCAUCUAUGUUAAUACCAAUAGUACAGAAUACCUUCAGGUACUGAAGGAGACUCUCCUCUUUUCCAAUGUACCUGUAUGUAAAAUAGACUGUUUAGUCGGCAUCUCAUCAAUGUUCACUCCCCUCCAAAAACAUCGGAACGGUGAGGCCAAUUCUUUUAUUUCUGCUGCAGACUGAAAGCAUUUGGGUUUGGCGUCUAAAGAUGAAUAUGAUAAGACAAGAGAUCGAGAGGUUUUGUUUCUGGGUAUUUCCAUGGGCAUCUGAGACAUACACUAACUUCGCCACAUUUUUGGGUGAGCAAAAGUGUUGGAAGUUGGAACACACUGUUAAAAUCUUCUUUUACAAUGCUUUUCCAUAUUUUCAUCGAAGGCCACUUUCAGUUGUUUAUUUUCAGGGUUCACUCCCAUCAGUUGCCUCUUUUGCAGGUAAAAUGAAUUCUCUAUAGGGGUUAAGUCUGGAGCCUGACUUGGCCCAUCUAUGUUUCUUUACACUUCUGUGUUAAUUUUGCUGCUGCUAUCAUGUUGUUCAUUGAUCAAGAUGAGUGAGCCAGUCCCAGAAGAAGCUAUAUGAGUUACCUGAGUUUCACAGAUAAGCUUGUUUAAUGUUAUAAACUUGUUUCAGAAUCAGAAUCAUCUUUAUUUGCCAAGUAUGUCCAAAACACACAAGGAAUUUGUCUCCGGUAGUUGGAGCCGCUCUAGUACAACAGACAGUCAAUUUACAGAACACUUUGGAGACAGAGACAUUGACAAAAAACAAUUGUGCAAAAAGAUGCAGAGUCCUCUAGCACUUAGAGCAGUUUGAAUGACUAAUAUUGCAAUAGACCGGUGCAAUGACCAGUGUGCAAGGGGCGCUGAGACUUCAAGGAGUGUAUGCGGUUUAAAGUGACGAGUAGUGCGAUAAUCUGGGACAAUGUUGGUUGUGCAAAUGUUACAGAUACUCCUCAAACAGUGUGCAAUGGAGCAGAUACUACUCUGGCAUGAGUGGCCAGUAUAUGCAAAUAGUGCAGCAAGGCGAGACAACUACAGUGAGUGCACGAGUAAUACAUAAUUGGCCCCACAGAAAUGUGACAACGAACUCAAGUCAAAAAAAUUGCCAGCUUGUUGUAAUGGAAUUAUAGGUUAGGUGUUUAAGAAGUUGAUCGCAAGAGGGAAGAACCUGUUGGAAUGUCUACUAGUUCUAGUUUGCAUUGAUCGGUAGCGCCUACCUGAGGGAAGGAGCUGGAAGAGCUGGUGACCGGGGUGCGGAGGGUCCGAGAGGAUUUUGCACGCCCUUGUCUUAGUUCUGGCAGCGUGCAAGUCCUCAAUGGUGGGUAGGGGGGUACCGACAAUCCUUUCAGCAGUUUUGAUUGUCCGUUGCAGUCGGACUUUGUCCUUUUUUGUAGCAGCACCAAACCAGACUGUGAUGGAAGAACACAGGACUGAUUCGACUACCGCUGUGUAGAACUGUCUCAGCAGCUCCGGUGGCAGGCCGUGCUUUCUCAGAAGCCGCAGGAAGUAGCUCCUCUGCUGGGCCUUUUUGAGGACGGAGUCUAUGUUAGUCGCCCACUUCAGGUCCUGAGAGAUUGUAAUUCCCAGGAACUUGAAGGUCUCGACGGUUGACACAAGGCGGCUGGACAACGUGAGGGGCAGCUGUGGCGAAGGAUGCCUCCUGAAGUCCACGAUCAUCUCUACAGUCUUGAGCGUGUUCAGCUCCAGGUUGUGUCGGCCGCACCACAGCUCCAGCCGCUCCACUUCCUGUCGAUAUGCAGACUCGUCACCGUCCUUGAUGAGGCCGAUGACAGUGGUGUCAUCUGCAAACUUCAGGAGUUUGACAGUCGGGUUCGCUGAGGUGCAGUCGUUCGUGUAGAGAGAGAAGAGCAGCGGAGAGAGGACACAACUCUAAUGCUAAUGUGCAAUAUGUUGUAAUAUUGCUAAUGAGUAGAUGUUCACUCCUGCCUUCUGGAGGUUGUUGUAAUGUUGCUAGCAGUUGUUUUAGGGUCCGCUCCCAAAAUGUUUCUGUUGCAAACUGCUGUUGUUUUUCUUUGUCUACCCAUUAGAUGUGUUAUUUGCACCAGUGGAUGCUUUUUUUUUAGGGCUUUCCAAAUGCUUUUAUUAGCAAUGACCAAUGUUUUUGCAAUGGCUCUGAUUGAUUUUCCAUCGUUCCCUUUCACAAUUCCUUGUUUUCCACCUAUAGACAAUGCUGGUUUUCCUGCUGGUUACACCUCCAACUAGUAAAAAUGUAGUCUUCACUGGCAGAACUCAACUCAGAAACUAAGCAUGGAGAUAUUUAGCACUACUUAUUGUUUUAAAAAAUUACAUGUAAUUGGGCUCACCUUGCCAAAAAACACCUGACUAUCACAUGUUCCAAUUCUUUUGCUCACAAAAAAAAAAGUACAAUCUUCUUGUGUUGUGUAUCAGAUCCAGAUGUGAAUACUGUAUUUGGAAAUAAAAGCUGAAAUGUU